Molecule: messenger RNA, 449 nt
Organism: Vigna radiata var. radiata (mung bean)
Lineage: Eukaryota; Viridiplantae; Streptophyta; Magnoliopsida; Fabales; Fabaceae
Exons: 1
Coding region: 59-391 (110 amino acids)
Source: RefSeq, a predicted model, not a curated record
UCUGAUAGAUCACCAAAACUCAGACUCACUCUCUCUUUCAUAUUUCUCUCUCUAAGUGAUGGCUCUGAAUCCAAGAAAAGCAUCAAAUUCAAAAGCCAUGGUUGAUGCAGCAUCAUGGUUCUGUGCAUGUCUCCUCGUGACCCUCAUACUGCUGUGCAUAUUCAGUGAGAGUUCUGUUCUUGAGGAGGAUGAUGAAGGGAAGCUGAGGGGUAAACAAGUGUUGUCGAAGCCUUGUGAUGAAAUCUAUGUGGUCGGAGAAGGAGAGACACUUCACACAAUCAGUGACAAAUGUGGUGACCCCUUCAUAGUGGAAAAAAACCCUCAUAUCCAUGACCCUGAUGAUGUCUUCCCAGGCCUUGUUAUCAAGAUCACACCCUCACACAACAAUUGAAAUUUCAAUUCUUACACAUCUAUAUAUAUAUAUAUAUAUAUAUAUAUAUAUAUAUAUA